GAUUUCCGACCCGAAUUUCUCAAUCAAAUGUGCUGCUGCUACCCCGUGCCAAUAUAGUCAAAGCUAGAGCACGAAACCAAAAACUCGAAUCUGCAAGCAAGUCGAUCCCAAAACGAAAACACGUGCUCGGGUCAACCGCCGGCGGCUCCACCAGCUCCGGUGUCGCCACUCUCCACCUACUCCGCCGCCGUCCCCAUCUACAAUUAGCCACUUCCGCUGCGCCGCAGCGGCACAUCCAGCGCCGAGCACCAGCCCGCUCCCGCUCGACACCCAGACCUCACCAAACACAAGUCGUCAACCGGGUGAGGCAUUUCGUCGAGCACACCACGGCCCCCGUCGCAGCCAUGAUCCUCACGAAGCCCCAUCCCUCCUCCCUCGCGGCCCCCUCCGCGGCGCUCCCGAAGCCUGGCCCGGCCGCUAACCGCGUCGCCACGUCCCUACCCUCGUCCAGCUCCCGCCGCCGCGGGGGCGGCCUCCGCGUCUCCGCCGCGUCCGUGGCGGCGGCGCAGCCCACGGCGGCGUCCCCCGCCACGGCGGCGCUGAGCCGCGUGGACGUGCUGUCGGAGGCGCUCCCGUUCAUCCAGCGGUUCAAGGGGAAGACGGUGGUGGUCAAGUACGGCGGCGCUGCGAUGAAGUCGCCGGAGCUGCAGGCGUCGGUGAUCCGCGACCUGGUCCUCCUCUCCUGCGUCGGCCUCCGCCCCGUGCUCGUCCACGGCGGCGGGCCGGAGAUCAACUCCUGGCUGGCGCGCGUCGGCGUGGAGCCGCAGUUCCGCAACGGGCUCCGUGUGACGGACGCGGUCACCAUGGAGGUCGUGGAGAUGGUGCUGGUCGGCAAGGUCAACAAGCAGCUCGUCUCCCUCAUCAGCCUCGCGGGGGCCACCGCCGUCGGCCUCUGCGGCAAGGACGCGCGCCUCCUCACCGCGCGGCCCUCCCGCGACGCGGCCUCCCUCGGCUUCGUCGGCGAGGUGACGCGCGUCGACCCCUCCGUGCUCCACCCAAUCAUCGCGUCGGGCCACAUCCCGGUCAUCGCCACCGUGGCCGCGGACGAAGCAGGGCAGGCCUACAACAUCAACGCGGACACGGCGGCCGGGGAGAUCGCGGCGGCGAUCGGCGCCGAGAAGCUGCUGCUACUCACUGACGUGUCCGGGAUCCUCGCGGACCGCGACGACCCCGGGAGCCUGGUGCGGGAGGUGGACGCCGCCGGGGUGCGGCGGAUGAUAGCGGAGGGGAAGGUGGGCGGCGGGAUGAUUCCCAAGGUGGAGUGCUGCGUCCGCGCCAUCGCGCAGGGCGUGCGCACCGCCAGCAUCAUCGACGGCCGCGUCCCGCACUCGCUGCUGCUCGAGAUCCUCACGGACGAGGGCACCGGAACCAUGAUCACCGGCUGAAGCUUGAAAGCUUACGGUGAGCCGAGUUAUUUGUUUGCGUGAGAGAUUAGUGUUGAAUUGGUGAUGGCCGGAAAUGUUUUGCACACGCACCAAAGUGCUUGUCAACUGAACCAAAGAGUGUAUUGCCGUGACCUGGUGGGCUAUGUUAUUCAUGGACUGCAUCAAAUCAAAUUCAACCUGCAACUUUAUUUAUACAAAGAAA
This is a messenger RNA of Panicum hallii, 1587 nucleotides long. Its product is annotated as acetylglutamate kinase-like. Gene Ontology annotation, biological process: L-arginine biosynthetic process. Gene Ontology annotation, molecular function: arginine binding; acetylglutamate kinase activity; ATP binding. The transcript has a single exon. NCBI's taxonomy places the organism in Eukaryota, Viridiplantae, Streptophyta, Magnoliopsida, Poales, Poaceae. The record is from RefSeq and is a predicted model, not a curated record. Bases 345 to 1385 code for a protein of 346 amino acids. Gene Ontology annotation, cellular component: cytoplasm; chloroplast thylakoid.